ACUUGCGGUGACUUUCAUGUCAUAGAGCGAAUAAAGGUAAUGCGAAUCGUCUACCUUUCGACAAGGAGGUCGUCAACUCGUCAUUAUAGUAUCUGUUGUAAUUAAUCGGACAUCAUUUCAAAUUGAGAUCGAUGAGAAAUUGACGAGAAAUUGAUAUUUUUAUACAUAAAAAUCUACAUCCACUGGUAACAUGAAAUUGUGGAUAGUAAUAGCACACAUCACAUUGGUCGUUACUAAUCUAUGGGUUACAGCCCAUUUCCAGGAAGAAGUACCUGAGGAUAAUGAGUUUGCAGAAUUUGAAGAUUUUGAAGAGGAAAAGCCAAGUGUGCUUAUUGAACGUGCACCAGAAAUACCUCCAGAAGAAGAAUUGAAUCAAGAUUUCGAGGAGGACGAUGUCUUAGUUACAGAUGGUGACAGUGAAUUUGAUCAUUUUCAAGAUGAAGAGGAAUUUGAAGGACUGGACGUUGCUGGGGGCAACACUGGUCCAAAAAACGAUGAACCUUCCACGUUGACUAUUACAAAAGUCCCAUUCCAUUUGCGGGAAAGAUGGGACAGUUAUUAUUUAGAAAUAUUAAUGAUCACUGGACUAGUAGUAUACUUUAUAAAUUAUAUUGUAGGACGUACAAAAAAUGCUCAUAUAGUUGAGCAAUGGUUAAUAGAUCAUAAGCAGCUUUUGAUGGAUAAUUUUUCUCUCAUUGGUCAUUCAGGCAAAUCGAAUGAGAAUGCAAAUGAUAAUGGUUUCAUAAGACAGAGUGAAUCGCAGUACAGUUUAUAUUGUUCCGGACGUGUCGGCUGUGAUUCGAUGCUUAUAGAAUUGAAAUUAAUAAAGAGACAAGACUUAGUCGCUAUAUUAGCUCAAUUGGUACGCCCGCAAAAUGAUCAAAUUCACAUAGAAGUGGAACUCUCAAAAGACGAAAUAGAUAAUUUCGUUUUAGCAGUUGCCACAAAGCGGUUAGCGAUGCAUUUAGUGCGCGACAUGGCUGAUAUUAGCGUAUAUUGCCCGGAAAAACGAUCUGGGGAAAAAUUCGGUCUUCCAUCAGGCUUUUACGUAAUGUCUGAGAUUCCAGAAGCAACGGCAGCUAUUUUAGACACCAGGAUUCAGCAAGCCUUCACAAAGUUUGCGCCUUAUAUAGAAUAUAUUCACAUUAGUGAUCAAUUCAGUGGACGCAAACCCCAAGAAGAUACUACUCAGUUAACAAUGCCUGAAGUUAAAAGAAUAUUGUUGAUGAGUCUGAAUAUAAGUCUCAAGGGUCGCACGAGUAAUCUAGAGACUCAAGAAAAACUCAAACCUUUACUUCAACUUGCUUUCUAUUUAAUUGAUAAGCUACGACGUUUUAAAUUAUCUAAAGAGGGUAAAAAUAAAGCGGAUAAAAAUCGACUCAGAGUGGAAGAAGCCUUCCUGAAAACAACGCACGCCGCAAGGGCAGAAGCUGCGGCUCAAAGACGAGAGGAGCGUCGGAGAGCCGAGCAAGAAAGAAUUCUCCAAGAGGAAGAUCCCGAUAAACAACGGAAAUGGGAAGAAAAGGAACAACGAAGAUUGGCCAAAAAACGUGCUCCAAGAAUGAAGCAACUUAAAGUGAAAGCUUUGUGAUAUAAUCAGAAUUAACAAGUGGGAUGUACAUUUUAAACAAAUCUGCUACUCUCUCCAUAUCCAAAAAGAAAAAUUCGUGAGUAAUUCCAAUGGAAUUGUACUUCGUCCAAAUUAUCUACGAAAUAACUUAUGUCUUCAUUGAGAUUUAUAUAUUUACUCAGUGUUCUCUUACAUGAAAUAUCGAACUUAUUAAAGAAAGUACAAACGAC
This is a messenger RNA of Acromyrmex echinatior (Panamanian leafcutter ant), 1800 nucleotides long. RefSeq names its product PAT complex subunit CCDC47. Gene Ontology annotation, molecular function: calcium ion binding. Lineage: Eukaryota; Metazoa; Arthropoda; Insecta; Hymenoptera; Formicidae. Gene Ontology annotation, biological process: endoplasmic reticulum calcium ion homeostasis. The record is from RefSeq and is a predicted model, not a curated record. Gene Ontology annotation, cellular component: endoplasmic reticulum.